AUGGCCCUCACGACCGUCGAAUCCGCGGCAGAAUCCCCCGAAAUCCUUGCUCCGCCACCUGCCGUCGUCACAACUCCCUGCGAUCCCUGGCCACGACCGUAUGAAUUGGAUUCGGAAUUUGGGCUGAGAAGGGUUGCUCCUUACCAUUUCACCUACAACACAAACUGCAAGCAACGAUGGCGAGGAAGAGAGAUUCUCGAGAUCUUCAAGGAUGAAUUUCGAGACCGACCUGCAGAAUACUAUCAAGGCGCAAUCACCAGCGGCGCAAUCCACCUGAAUGGCAAGCCCGUUCCAUCUCCGGAGACAAUCGUCAAGAAUGGAGAUGUCAUCAGCCAUACCCUCCACCGACACGAGCCGCCUGUCACCGCCCAGCCGAUAGGAAUUGUGCAUGAGGAUGAAGGCUUGAUCGUGAUCAACAAACCCGCCGGAGUGCCAGUCCAUCCGACAGGACGGUACAACUACAAUUCCCUCACCGAAAUCCUCCGCGCGGAACGCGGACAUGGCUUUAAUCCCCUGCCAUGUAAUCGGUUGGAUCGCCUUACCAGCGGAGUCAUGUUUAUCGCCAAACACAAAAAGGCCGCAGACGCCGUGACGAAACAACUCAUGGGCCGGACAAUCCGCAAGGAGUACGUCGCGAGAGUCCGAGGGGAGUUCCCGGAAGGAGACGUGGUCUGCGAAGAACCCAUUCUCCAGAUCUCUCCCAAGCUUGGAUUGAAUCGCGUGAGAGCGAACGGAAAGACUGCGCGGACGGUCUUCAAAAGAUUGGCAUUUUGUCCCGCGACAGAGACACGACAGGCAUAUAGCAUUGUCCGCUGUCGUCCUCUCACAGGCCGCACGCACCAACUCCGAGUCCACCUGCAAUUUCUAGGCCAUCCCAUCACCAACGACCCCAUUUACUCCAACCAACGAGUCUUCGGUCCGGAACUCGGCAAAUCCGCUUCCUCGGGAAAUGACGAUGAAGAUAUCAUGACGCGCCUCUCCAGAAUGGGCAAGGAGGAUGUCGCGGAGGCGGUGGCUUACCAUGAUGAUAUGGUGGAUUCCUACAACAAGAAGAAAGCGGAGAAGAUGACGGGAGAGGUGUGUGAGAUUUGUGAUACGCCGCUGUAUAGUGAUCCCGGAUUGCAUGAGUUGGGGAUCUAUCUGCAUGCGAGGAAGUAUGCUAGUGCGGAUGGGAGCUGGAGUUAUGAGACCGGUUUGCCGGCCUGGGCGGAAGCUCCUGAGGGAUGGCAAGGGAGUUGGGAAAUGACGGAUGAGAGCGAUCCGUUGGUGGUGGAUUUGGGAAAACUUGGAUUGGGUGAUGGGGAGGAGGAGGAGAAGGCUGGUGUUGCUGCUGGGUGA
Ramularia collo-cygni is the source of this 1338-nucleotide messenger RNA. RefSeq names its product probable DRAP deaminase. Gene Ontology annotation, biological process: pseudouridine synthesis. The coding region runs from base 1 to 1338 and encodes 445 amino acids. Lineage: Eukaryota; Fungi; Ascomycota; Dothideomycetes; Mycosphaerellales; Mycosphaerellaceae. Gene Ontology annotation, molecular function: RNA binding; pseudouridine synthase activity. The record is from RefSeq and is a predicted model, not a curated record. The transcript is spliced from 2 exons.